AUGUUUUUCAAAAUACUCACAUGGGUUUUUCUAGGUCUUGUUCUUCAAUAUUUGUUCAAAAUUGUGUAAGUGAAUUGAUCCUCGUAUUUCAUUAAAACGAUAUAUCACAGAUUAUUUCUUGAUUUGAAUAAACGUGUAUACAAUCAUCGACCUGGUACAUGUCGAGAAGUUAAAGGUCCAAUCCAUGGAUCGGAAGAUCUAGAAAUUAUCGAAACAAAGAAUAUUGCAUUCAUCACAUCUGGAGUUGUUUAUCUUCCUGAGAAUCCAAACAAUAUUACUUGGAAAGGACAAAUUUUCAAAUAUGAUUUAUCGAACAAGGAUUAUGUAGCUGAACCAGUGAAAGUAGUUGAUUUAGAAGACGAAGAAGGAUUUUAUCCACAUGGAAUUUCUCAUUGGAUUUUAGAAGAUGGAACUAUUCGCCUUUUCCUUGUAACUCACACAAAACAUUUCAGCCACGCAAUUGUGAUUUUGGAUUAUAAUGAAAGUCAAAAUGUUCUUCGACAUGUAAAAACUAUUCGCAACGAGAAAAUUUAUCGGCCAAAUGAUAUUGCAGCAACCGGUGCAAAUAGUUUCUUUGUUUCAAACGAUGGUUCAGCUCAGAAUGCAUUGCUGAGUGUUUUGGAAGUUUUAUCUGGACUUGAUGGAGGAUCAGUCGUGUAUUAUGAUGGAACAAAGACAAAAUACUUGAUUGAGAGAACAAGUGCAAAUGGUAUUAGUAUUUCGAAAGACCUCACAACACUUUUUGUAUCUCACAUAAAUGAAGAAAUUAUCGGAGUCUACACAUGGAAUAAGGACACACUGAAAGAGGUUUCUAAGAUCUCAACUCUUUCGGCAUGUGAUAAUUUCUAUAUUGAUGGGAGAAAUCUGUGGACAGUGAGUUCUUUCUAUUCUCCUUUCGACACCCGAAUGGUUUUUUUCAGGGGUGUCAUCCAGUAUUAAAAGAUGCUGCGGAACAUCUUGCCAACCCGAUUGAUCAUCGUCACAAUGCACCAAGUCAAGUUCUUCUCGCUAAAUUUUCCGAAGAUUUUAAGACUGCCCAAAUUAUCGAACUUCUUGCAGAUGAUGGAAAUUUCAUCUCUGCCAGUUCUAUCGCCGCACCUUUUGAUUUAAACAGACAAUUGCUAAUUGGAACUGUUGGUAGAAAAUUUUAUCAUUGUGAUAUCAAUGUUCCAAUUGAUUUCUAA
Messenger RNA from Caenorhabditis angaria, 1184 nucleotides. The record is from the annotation of a GenBank genome assembly. NCBI's taxonomy places the organism in Eukaryota, Metazoa, Nematoda, Chromadorea, Rhabditida, Rhabditidae.